AUGGGUGGCAAGGGUGUAUCCUUUGAUCCAGCCAAAGAUAUUCCCUCUCUCAAAGGAAACGUCAUUCUGAUCUCAGCUCGCAAUGCCCAGAUAGGCAAUGCCGGGGUGACUGAAAUCAAGAAUCAAGUGACAGGGGUGUCUGUCAAUUUCCUUGAGAUGGACCUGUCUUUAUUCAAUUCCAUCAAAAACGCAGCGAGGAAGUUUCGCGCCUCGGUCUCCCGUCUCGAUAUCCUCUUGCUCAAUGCAGGUAUCAUGGGUGGUCCACCAGGAGUGACCAAGGAAGGAUACGAAUGCCGAUUUGGAGUCAACCACAUGGGCCACGCUCUGCUAUUCAAACUUCUGCUACCUCUCCUUCUCAAGUCUGUCUCCGAGCCCGGCGGAGUGAAGCCGCGAAUUGUCGUCACAGCUUCCAGUGCUCACAAGCAAACAGUUUCAAGCGGUAUCGAGUUUGAAACUCCUAAGUCGACCGCCGAAAAUCUGUCCACGAUCGUUCGAUACGGCCAAAGCAAAAUGGCCAAUAUCUUGUUUACCCAGGAACUUGCAAGACGAUACCCGCAAUUCACCGCCGUGUCAAUACAUCCAGGAACGGUCAAGACGGAUCUCUUCUCUGUCGGUGAUAACGGUUGGCUUAUUAAGUUCCUACAAAUGGUCGUCGUUCCGAUCAUUGGCGUAACAAUUGAAGAAGGUACAAAGACUCCCCUCUGGGCUGCCACGGCCACUGCAGGUAUCAAGAGUGGCGAAUAUUAUGAGCCUAUUGGGGUGGCGGGAAAGGGGACUGCUUUAUCCAAGGAUAAAGAGUUGGCGAAGAAGCUUUGGAAAUGGACCGAGAAAGAACUCGGGGGACAUGAUGUUUGA
Molecule: messenger RNA, 855 nt
Organism: Rhinocladiella mackenziei CBS 650.93
Lineage: Eukaryota; Fungi; Ascomycota; Eurotiomycetes; Chaetothyriales; Herpotrichiellaceae
Exons: 2
Coding region: 1-855 (284 amino acids)
Source: RefSeq, a predicted model, not a curated record